Girardinichthys multiradiatus is the source of this 3214-nucleotide messenger RNA. RefSeq names its product L3MBTL histone methyl-lysine binding protein 2 (gene l3mbtl2). The coding region runs from base 512 to 2950 and encodes 812 amino acids. Lineage: Eukaryota; Metazoa; Chordata; Actinopteri; Cyprinodontiformes; Goodeidae. The record is from RefSeq and is a predicted model, not a curated record. The transcript is spliced from 16 exons. Gene Ontology annotation, biological process: regulation of DNA-templated transcription. Gene Ontology annotation, cellular component: nucleus. Gene Ontology annotation, molecular function: zinc ion binding.
UUAACCAACCACUAAUAACAGUGAGGAGGAAGCAGCUGUCAUUACUGUACGGAUGUUAUGGUUCUAAAGACGAUGCCGGGCAUCUUAAGUUAUAUGUGGACAUUUUACAGUUUUACAAGUCUUUUAACCGCGUGUUUAGAUGUUAUUAGACUCAGGAAGUAGUAAAUGAAGGUAAUAAUUAGCUGUUAUUACUGCUCGCACUUAGCUUGCAUCUACAGUAGCUCACAGUUUGGUUAGCUUUCAGUUACUGUAUGCAGACAGUUAUUGAAGAUAAAAUAUUUCAUGUUUAUUGUUUCUUUUGGAAGCUUAGCUUACAGUGUUUAGAGAAGAAUUGUUUUAGUGCUUUGUCUUUAUACAAACCUUGUGUUUGAAAAUAGCUUUUUGUAACGUUAAAUAAUCUCGUACCUUUGUUGAGUUCGUUGAAAACAGUUCACAUGUGAAAGUACCGAGAAACCCACUGAAAUCAGGCGUAUGCACGAAGCUUUGAGAAGCUGAUGAUCCCAUCUUUAAGAUGCCCUUCCACUGCGUGGCCUUCGGAUGUGGCAAAACUGUCGAAGAUGGGGUUACUUUGUUUAAAUUCCCAAAGGAUUCAGAUGAGUUUCGCAAGUGGGAGAAGCAGGUUCAGAGAACCCGGGUGGAGUGGGUGGCCACGAACUUCUCUCACCUCUGCAGCGAUCACUUUGGCAAAGAGUACUUUGAGGGGAAGCUGCCUUCAGGGGCUCUGAAGCUGAGGCCGGGAGCAGCUCCUACAGUGUUUGUCCGACCACAGUGCUCCUCCUGCAGUGGAGUGGGCUGCAGAAAGUGCCUACCGUCUACCCAGCGCUGCACCUCAGGAGCAACAACAACAGAGCAUAGUAAUAGUGGAGAAUACAAAGAAAAGGAGAUUGAGGAUAACAACAGCUGUAAAGAAUGUUUGCCAAGACGAGGGAUGAUCUCUAGGGAGAAAGGGACAGAUGAUCGACCAUUGAUUUGUGAAAUGUGUGGAAUAACCGGCAGUUUUAGUACCUUCUUUUCAAAGUCAAAACGUUUCUGCAGUUUAUCCUGCUCACGCUCCUUUUCAUCAAACUCCAAGAAAUCUUCCAUACUGGCACGUCUGCAGGGUCGACCUCCCACAAAAAAAGCUACGGUUCUGAACAAGGUGAUCAAAGCCUCCGCCGCCGCUACAGGAGUGGAAGCACCUGCAGCCUUUAACUGGGGCUCCUAUUUGAAGAGUGAAGCAUCUGUGGCUGCACCCGUCUCUUGCUUUGCACAUGCUCCACUGAGCUCCAAUUGGGACGAUGUCGUUGUUGGAAUGAAGGUGGAGGUCCUCAACACAAACGCUUUGCUUUCCAAUAAAGUCUACUGGAUUGCUACUGUAAUUCAGGUUGCAGGAUACAAAGCUCUGCUUAGAUAUGAAGGCUACCAACAUGACGGCAGCCAUGAUUUCUGGUGCAGCAUAGUUUCAGGAGAGCUGAACCCGAUUGGUUGGUGCUCUAUGACAAGCAAGCUGCUGGUGCCACCACAAGAUGUGAAAAACAUCACGGACUGGAAAUUGUAUCUAAUGAGGAAACUGGUGGGUGCCACCACUCUACCUGUUUGCUUCUAUGUGAAGCUGGCAGAGAGUAUGAAGUCCUCUUUCAGAGUAGGUAUGCGCUUGGAGGUGGUGGAUCCUAAACACGUGAGUCGGACUCGUGUGGCUGUCGUUGACUCCAUUGUUGGUGGCCGUCUCCGGCUGGUGUAUGCAGACCAAAGCGACGCCCCUGAGAAUGUGGUCCUUGACUUUUGGUGCCACAUGUGGAGUCCUCUGCUACACCCAUUGGGCUGGUCAAAGACUGUGGGUCAUGCAAUUAAAGCAUCUGGAAACAAUCUGGAAGCUGCAAUUAACAUAAAAGGAAACUCUGAAUGUACAUUCCAGGUGUUUAAAAAGCCCAGGUUUGUCUACAUGGGGGAGGGUUUCUUUGAGGAAGGAAUGAAGCUGGAAGCCAUUGAUCCUCUAAAUCUUAGAAACAUCUGUGUUGCUACUGUUCACAAGGUUUUGCUGGAUGGCUACCUUAUGGUGGGUAUUGAUGGGACUGAAUUAAACAAUGGCUCUGACUGGUUCUGCUACCAUGCUUCCUCCCAUGCCAUACUACCCAUUAACUUUUGUAAACGGAACGACAUCACUCUCACUGUACCUCAAGGUUCUGAUCCUCAGACUUUCACCUGGGACAAAUAUCUGCAAGAGACUAAAGCAAAAGCUGCACCAGCAAGACUGUUUAAUACUGACAAUCCAGGUCACGGUUUCUCCCCCAACAUGAAGCUGGAAGCGGUGGACUUGAUGGAGCCACGCCUGGUGUGUGUAGCCACUGUUAAGCGCUGCGUGGGUCGCCUUCUUCUUAUCCACUUUGAUGGCUGGGAAAACGAGUUUGACCAAUGGAUAGACCACCAGUCCCCAGAUAUCUACCCCGUAGGAUGGUGUGAUCUGGUGGGCUACCAGCUCCAGCCUCCUCCUGGACUCGGAAAGAGGAACUUUAGGAAGCAGCUGUCCCAGGAACAAGCAAACAAUACUGCUAAUGAGCUGCCAGAAAGUUUUCCAAGUAGUCAACCGGAAAUCCCACCCAUCAAAACUGAACCAGAGGAGCAAGAGAUUGUCCAGGUACAGGUGAAAGUGGAGGAGAUGGAGACCCAUAUUGAGAGCCCUCACAGACCCCAGCAAGCCUUACUGAGAGCAGUAAAGCAGGAGGAGAUGGAGCAGCAGAUCGACUCGAGACUGGAUCAGGCAACGCAGCCCAGUCAAGUGGAGGACAUGACAGAGGACAGAUCGCUGAGAGGGAACUUUAGGAGAGAAAUUACUAUUCAUCAUAGUGAAAACAAAAGGCAGAAUCAAGGCUUAAAGGAUGGGAGCCAAGAAAAUGAUAGCAGCCUGGAGGAGAUGGGGGAGUGCAACACUGAGCUGGACACAGCAGGAGAAGCUGAAGGCAUGGACAUAUGAGAUCUGUGCUUUAAGAGGAGCCGUGGAGACAGGACUGUGACUGACAAUAAAAAGUUUAAGUUUAGAACAAAAGAUUAGUUAUGACAAGUGACUCAGCCAUAGUGUUUUUAUCAAACCUCAAUAAUACAUUUCACACAGAGCAGCCCAGAGUUUAACAACUACCUCACUUUAUCUACGCUAAAAGCUGAUGAUAUGUUGGGCUGUCAUGAAAAGUUUCUGUUUUACUUGUGUUUUAUGGAGAUAAUUAAAAUGUUUCCUAAACCA